GGGCAACAUCUUUAAACAGUCGCUAUCAGUAGCUGUGGAAUAUAAAGGAAUAUACAUACAAAAUCUAUAUUCAAGAAAACAGAAACGAAAAACAUGGCCAAGUGGCUUUUGGGCCUUUGGUUGGUGCUCCUCCUGUAUAAUGGGCAUGAGGCGAAUGCUUAUCAUUCUGGCGGCUACCGGACGACAGGCAGCGAUCAAUCGGAACAAGUCGGGUUAUCGGCAGGCCACUCGACGCACGGGAACAUUCAAGAGCAGCCCAUCUACGAACGACCAUCGGGUGGAGGAGGCGCAGGAGGAGCAUGUCCGCCGCAGUUCUCGGGUGUGGUGGCCUAUCCCUAUGACUGCCAUCGCUAUGUAAACUGCCACCAUGGCAGUCCCACCAUCCAAACCUGUGCACCCGGCACACUGUUUAAUGCCCAAACAUUGGUCUGCGAUCAUCCCAGCAAUGUGGCAUGUGCAGCGCCAGCGGCAGCUCAGCCAAAUCGAUCAGCGCGUCUGAGGGAACUCGAUGCAGAGCCGAGAUGUACGCCUGGAGUGAUUGGCUUGCAGCCACAUCCCACGGAUUGCACAAAGUUCCUCAACUGCGCCAAUGGACAAGCCUUUGUGCAGGACUGCGGACCGGGCACGGCAUUCAGUCCAUCCGCCCUCAUCUGUGUCCACAAGAGCACCGUCGACUGUGGCGCAGGAGCAACCGGACAGGGCUACCCACAAGUCUCCUCGGAGGUUCCCAGCUGUCCCCCCGGUCUGCGUGGCCUUCAUCAGCAUCAUCAUGAUCCGCAGAAGUAUCUGGUUUGCGGCAUUGGUGUUCAAGCGAGGGUGGAGACAUGUCCCCAUGGGCACAUCUUCGAUGCCCACCAGUUGGUAUGUGUUUUUUCAGCCUCCUCUGCCCAGUCGUCGUCCUCUGCUGCUUUCGCUUCUGCCGAGCAUCACUUAAGGGAUCUACUGUGCCCUGCUGGCGCGAAUGGUCUCUUUGUACAUCCCUUCGAUCAGACGAGAUUCCUGAAUUGCAAAGACGGCAAAGUGGCCGUUCAGAGCUGUCAGCCGGGCUUUGUGUUCAGCAUAUCCAAGGGCUAUUGUCAGCUGAAAUCUCAGUUGGUCUUCAGCGAUUAUGUGACUUUAAUUAUCUCUGAGGUCAGCUUUGAGUAUUGUAAGUCCCCCAUUCGGUCAGACUCUCAAUCAUCUUUCUUAACCUUUUACCCUCUCUCAGCUCUGAUGCUUACCGCAUGUCCUGGUGGCUUAGAAGGCCUUCAUCUGUAUCCCUAUGAUGCGGGAAAAUAUGUUCGCUGCUCCGCCAACGGGCAAAUGUCCAUCCUCGAGUGUGGCCCACAGUUGGCCUUCAGUUUGUCGCAAAGAGAAUGUCGGCCGCGUCAUCAAGUGUACAUUGGGGAUCGUGUGAGGUUUUGGCAGGAAUUAGAAGUUCAGACGACGGGCUAUAAUUAUCAGGAAACGCAGAGUUCAGCUCUGGUAUCCCUGCUCAAAGCUUGUCCCCUCAAUCUUCAGGGCAACUAUCCCUAUCCCUUCCAUGCCGGGCACUUUGUCAAGUGUCAGAAUGGCCAGCUCCAGGUGGAAUGUUGUCCAACUGGCUUUGUGUUCAGUCUGUCCCAGCGGGUGUGUGCCGCCCGUCAUCUUCUCCCUGCCCAUGACUAUUUGGAUUACGAUUAUCUCAGCGUUGAGUUCUCCACUGACUUUAUGCAGGAUCUUACCAUGAUCACGUGUCCUCCCCGUAGCCAGGGCUAUUACUUGCAUCCCUUUGACUGCACCAAGUAUGUCAUCUGCUGGGAUCAACAGGCAGCCAUCGAGAGCUGCAAGAAGGGCGAAGUGUUUAGCAUCUCGCAGCAGCUGUGCGUGGCCAGGGACAAGGUGACGGCGGCCUACGAUCGCGUGGAGUAUCUGAGCGAAACGCAGCACGAACUGAGCGAAGAGGCGGAAGUGGAGAUGCCAAACGGGCCUGGCAGAGGCUACCCACUUCCACUUGAUGGUGGUUAUCAGCCACAGCCUUCAGGAGUGCCAUUGAAUGGGGGAUAUCAGCCUCGACCUUCAGGACAGCCACUGGAUGGCAGAUAUCAGCCACAGCCUUCAGGAGUGCCAUUGAAUGGGGGAUAUCAGCCUCGACCUUCAGGGCAGCCACUGGAUGGCAGAAAUCAGCCACAACCUUCCGGAGUGCCAUUGAAUGGGGGAUAUCAGCCUCGACCUUCAGGACAGCCACUGGAUGGCAGGUAUCAGCCACAACCUACCGCACCUGCACUCGAUGAAGCCUACGGACAAUCGCAGGGCAGAGGUUUCUCCGAGGUCGGUGUUUACCCGCCACAAACAUAUCCUGGAAGCGGCUACCCACCUACCGGAGGAUACCCGUCACAAGCAACUGGACCGCCCUUUGACGGAGGUGCCGCCUAUCGGCCCGCGUCCGCUGCCUUGACGUGUCCACCCCAAGCCACUGGCCUGUUCCCCAAUCCCUUCGAUGCCAUGGGCUAUCUGCACUGCAUGGAGGGACACACGCUGACAAGGAGAUGCUUCAGCAGCGAUAUCUUUAGCAUUUCCCGCGGCUUUUGUGUGCCUCACGAGCAGGUGGCCAGCUGGGAUCGCAUACCGUACAACCAGCAGAGAUCCGUGGAGCAGGCUGGCUUUGUGCGAUGUCCUGUGGGUGCCAGUGGCUACUUCGUGUAUCCUUUCGACUGCACAAAGUUCCUGAGCUGCGGCCCGAAUGGCAUGGUGCUGACCAGCUGUCCGGCAGAGCAACAUUUCAGUGUCUUCCACGGGCUGUGCCAGCCCAAGGAGCAGGUGAAGCGCGAGGAUCGACUCUACACAAACACCGAGCUGUCGAUCAUCUACGAGUGGACGCAGCAAAUGAAAGCCGAGGGCGCCAUACCCGUCUGUCCCGUAGGCAUCAGUGGCUCGCUGCCACAUCCGCGGAUUGCCAGCAAGUUCUUCCGUUGCCAGCCGGGGCAGGCCGAGAUCUACGACUGUCCGAGUGGACAGAUUUUCAGCAUUUCCCGUCGCUUGUGCGAGCCAGAUGCCGAGGUGCCCAGCCACGAUCGCUGUGACUAUAUCGUCAGGGGUGAUGGCGAAAGGGAAACCUCCUCCUCCUCUUAUGGGUGGCGGGAUCAGCCGAAUGACAAUCGACAGUCCAAGUCGUACACGACAGCUGGGCAGGAUCCGUGGGGCAAUCAUUAUGUGGCGAGGACAACGACCACAACGAGGGUCGUUGGCGAUGGUGAUCGUUGGAGGGACAUGAACAUGCAGCGUCCUGCGGGCAUUGGCUUCCAACACAGUCCCCAGUAUCAUGCGAAUCAGGCGCAGGGCUGGUCCGGCCAGGGCAGCUCCUACGACCAUCGUUCACCCACUCAGAGUGUGCUCUAUGUGGAGGGAUCGCUACAGCCCAACCGUAAUUAUCCUACAUCUAAGACUCCACUGGCGCCCAGCACUCCUCUGGCACCCAUGGCGCCCAACACUCCUGGCCAGGUGGUCUACGCGGUGCCCGUUGAGGAGGAACCUGCUCCUGCACCCAUUCCGUCGCGCCACAACUACAGUCCCAGAGUGGAGAACAGCAGAUGGCAGCCCAUUCCCCCAAAGCAAACACCCAACCAAUCAAUGCCUCCACUUGCUCCACUCGGCGGACAACAACCCCUGGACCUUGACUACACGCCGGACGAUCGACCGACCUACAAUCCGUACCAGCCUAGUGGCAGGGAACUCCAUUCCAGGGCACACUUAGCAGGACAGCAACCAAUCGACUUGGACUACGAUCCCCAAGAGCCUCAGGCCUAUCCGCGUGCACCCAGUCGGGGUUUGCUGCCACCCAAACAGGACAACGAUCAGCUGCCAAGUGAAUCGCAUCAGAUAGACACACGUUUCAAUCCAAGUGCCCCACGGCAGCCCCCUAAACCCACUCCCAGCAGCCCACUUCCAGCAGCUCCUUCCGAUGAAUCGAAUCUCUAUGGUGGCUUGCUGCCGCCCAAUCCCAGUCCGCUGACCACAACAACAAAGAAACCCUCCACGCUGCACGUGUUUCCCAUUUAUCCUCGCAUAGCUAAUGCCUCGGUGCCUCUGACUAGCAGGGGCAGUGGCAGUCAGCCUCAUUAUAGUCCCUCCUAUGCGGGCAUUGCCCAUUCGCGUAAUGCCUCCUGGGCCAAGGGGUCCUCAGCGACAACCAGUACAACAACAGCACGACCUGACGAUUCCAGCAUUGAAGAGGAUAACGAUUAUGAAGAGGAACUUGAUUAUGAGGCAAACGAUCGACCAAGGCCUUAUUGGCUUCCAGAGACGACCACAACCGCCAGAAGUGGCUAUGCGCCGCCUCCCUUUAAUCAUAAGUUUUACAGUCCUUCCGAACAGGCACCCACAACGCCUCAAUCAGUCUCCCAGCGAGCCACAACGCCUGAUCCUGUGUCCCAGCUGGCCAUCAGUGAGGCGCUAAAGCUGAUGCUGCGUCCCUACUUCAACCACAGUGGCAAUGCUCAGGAGCGGCAGGCAAAGCAGGCAGAAUUGGCAUUAGUUUCUGUGAUAAGCAAACCCCCAACGAGCACUAGCACGACCACGACAACUACAACGACAACUCCAAACCCUGUUAGAUUAGCGACAACAACAGCCAAUCCGGACGAUGACGCUGAACUGAUUAAAGCCGGGGAACAGGAGAGCUUGGACCUAACUGACGACUCUGACUCUGAUUUUGCAGAUGCUGGGGAAACGGCCCAUACCGAGCAGACCUUAGAUCCCACCACGUACCGAUCACAGACCGAUUACCAGCGGAGCACACGCCGUGCGGCAAUCGAGACAACGACAGUCAAUUGGCACGCGUCCGGUCACAGUCGUGACUUUCACAGACGUCAUCCAAAUCCAAAUCUACUCAAACCGCACUCGCUGCACCAAAAACACAACCACAACCAUCUGCCCCCUCACUCCCCACAUCAGCACAGACACCACGAGCAUAGUCCCGACUUUCAUCGUCGUCAUCCAGAGAUGCCCAAUCCCUUUGCCAAUAAAGACAAGCCAGCUGAGUGGGAAGCGCCUGAAGACCCGCAGCAGCCGCAGGAGGAGAACAGCUGGGAGCUGCUGUCCAAUCCGAAUGCCGAGUCAGCCACACCCAAGAUCGGCGUGCGAAGCUCCUUCAGUGACAGCUGCGAAUUCGAUUGCCAGAAUGGGAACUGCGUGACGCUGGACUCGGUCUGCGAUGGCUUCAAUAACUGCGGCAAUCGCAAGGAUGAGAGCAACUGCCAGCACUUGGGCUACGAGGUGCGUCUAACUGGCGGCGAGAAGCCACACAUGGGUCGCAUAUCUGUUAAAGUCAAUGGCAAGUGGGGCUAUGUCUGCGACGACAAAUUCGGCUUGCGGGACGCCGAUGUGGUGUGCCGCGAACUGGGCUACAAAUUGGGCGCCCAAGAGGUGCGUGGCAGCUCCUUUUAUGCACCGGAAGAUCAGAACUUCAACUAUGCCAUGGACGAGGUGGAGUGCCAUGGCAACGAGACAAUGCUCAAGGAUUGUGACUUCAAGGGCUGGGGCGUACACAACUGCGGCGUCGAUGAGGUGGCCGGCGUGGCCUGCAAAGUGCCCAUGAUGAAGUGUCCUAACAACUAUUGGCUCUGUCAGACAUCCAAGGAGUGCAUACCGCCUGCCUUCGUUUGCGAUCACACAGCGGACUGUGCGGAUAAGUCGGAUGAAAGUGCGGCCAUUUGUCAGGCUCCUGUAGAGUUUCGUUUGGAGGGUGGACGCAGCUCCAAUGAGGGCCGAUUGGAGGUCAAAUAUCAUGGCGUAUGGGGCAGCGUGUGCGAUGAUGACUUCAAUCUGAAGGCCGCCCAAGUGGCAUGCAAUUCCUUGGGCUACUAUGGACCAGCGAAACUUGAAAAUAAAAUCUUUGGCCAUGGCAACGGACCCAUUUGGCUGGAUCAGGUCAUGUGCCUGGGCAAUGAGAUCAGCAUCGACAAGUGCAGCCACUGGAACUGGGGCGAUCACAACUGCAAUCAUACCGAGGAUGUGGCGCUGCAUUGCUCGGCGGGACCGCCGCCGCGUUCAGCCAGUCGCCUCAAGGCGUUGAAGCAGGCGGGAGUUGAGAAGAGCGCUGCCCUGACCUACUCCGACAUUGGACUGUGGGAGCGUUCCAGUCGCGCCAUGCGCUCGCCUCGUCGCUGUGGCAUCUUCAAGGACGAUCUGUCGGAUGAGUAUGCCCACAGCGGGGAGCGUGUGAUCAAGGGCAAGACAGCGCGUCGCGGUCGUCAUCCCUGGCAGGCUACCAUUCGUACACGCGGACGUGGCGGCAUCUCCAGCCACUGGUGCGGCGCUGUGGUGAUCUCCAAGCGUCAUCUACUCACCGCCGCUCAUUGUCUCUAUGGCAAUGCGAAGGAUGCGUACUUUGUGCGCGUGGGAGAUCAUUAUGCCAACAUUGCCGAGUCCUCCGAGGUGGACACCUUCAUUGAGAAGUGGUACACGCACGAGAAGUUCCGCGACGGCACUCACAUGAACAAUGACAUCGCUGUGGUGGUGCUCAAGCGUCCGCUCAAAUUCAGCGAUUAUGUGCAGCCCAUCUGUCUGCCGGACAAGAAUGCGGUGCUCCAAGCGAAUCGAAAUUGCACCAUUUCCGGCUGGGGUUCCAUCAAAUCGGGUGUGUCCACUCCCGCUCAGGUGCUGAGAUCUGCGGAGUUGCCCAUUCUGCCGGAUGCCACCUGCAAGCAAUCGAAAGUCUAUGGCUCAGCCAUGUCCGAAGGCAUGUUCUGUGCUGGUUCCAUGGAUGAGAGCGUAGAUGCCUGCGAGGGCGACUCUGGCGGUCCGCUUGUUUGCUCUGAUGAUGAUGGUGAAACCCUGUAUGGCUUGAUAUCUUGGGGACAGCACUGUGGCUACAUGAACCGACCGGGUGUCUAUGUGCGCGUGAAUCAUUACAUCGAUUGGAUCUACGAGAAGAUCAAUGAGAGCUUGUUGCGCUUCUAAGGGGAA
Molecule: messenger RNA, 6921 nt
Organism: Drosophila guanche
Lineage: Eukaryota; Metazoa; Arthropoda; Insecta; Diptera; Drosophilidae
Exons: 13
Coding region: 94-6915 (2273 amino acids)
Biological process (GO): proteolysis
Cellular component (GO): extracellular region; membrane
Molecular function (GO): chitin binding; protein binding; serine-type endopeptidase activity
Source: RefSeq, a predicted model, not a curated record